AUGCGAAUAGAUUUCCGGAUAUCUUUUUCAUACGUUAUUCUCGGAUCUAAGAGACAGAUGGAGUCAGUCUUCUUACCAUCAUCGGAUCAGUUCGGGCUGGCGCACGAAGCCCUCCUGCUUCGGUACGGUAGAGUCUUCCCUAUAGCUUUCCUUAGAUGCGGGCUGGAAGUACUUUCCGGGGGUGCAAAAGCAGAUUCUCAAAAUGCCAUUCCCCUACCUCUUUUAACUGCUGCUGCUAUCAGAUCAGAGGUUUCUGGUACGGAAGCGGAUUGGCUGAUAUGUCUUGUUCCAGUGCAAGCGCUUGUGAGUUCCCUAGGUUACCAAUGGGUGAGUGGAGGAACCCAUGGGAAAGCAUCUUGA
Microthlaspi erraticum is the source of this 360-nucleotide messenger RNA. Lineage: Eukaryota; Viridiplantae; Streptophyta; Magnoliopsida; Brassicales; Brassicaceae. The record is from the annotation of a GenBank genome assembly.